AUGGCCCCUCAAAAAAGAACAGCUACAGAAGCUGAGGCAGUAUUGGAUGGAAUAAAGGCACUUUUGGUAGAUAUUGAAGGAACUACUACCCCGAUAUCUUUUAUUAAGGAGACUUUGUUUCCCUAUAUCACAAACAAUUUAGAGAGCUUCCUUGAGAAACAUUUUGAUGAGGUGAAUUGCCAAGCAGACAUACAACUUCUCCGUCAAUUGGCAAAGAAGGAUAAAGAGGCUAAUGUUGAUGGUGUGAUGGAAAUCCCUGAUACUGAUGCUGACAAAGACACCAUCAUGAAAGCUGUAAUUGCUAAUGUGAAAUGGCAGAUGUCUCAAGACCGAAAGUGCCAAGAGCUGAAACAACUGCAGGGGCAUAUCUGGAAGGAAGCCUACAAGCAGGGAACGAUUAAGGGAGUGUUGUUUUCUGAUGUUGUACCAACACUCCGUCAAAUGGUUGAUGAUGGAAUAAAGAUCUAUGUUUACUCUUCUGGAAGUGUCAUUACUCCUGCUUCUUUUUAUACAAAUAUUUUUUCUCUCUUAAAUCAUUUUAUGAUUGGGAUAUUUUGUUUUGCUCCCUCUCUACGUUAUUGA
This is a messenger RNA of Acanthosepion pharaonis, 582 nucleotides long. Lineage: Eukaryota; Metazoa; Mollusca; Cephalopoda; Sepiida; Sepiidae. The record is from the annotation of a GenBank genome assembly.